Westerdykella ornata is the source of this 2886-nucleotide messenger RNA. Its product is annotated as tubulin nucleotide-binding domain-like protein. The record is from RefSeq and is a predicted model, not a curated record. The coding region runs from base 40 to 2466 and encodes 808 amino acids. The transcript is spliced from 5 exons. Gene Ontology annotation, cellular component: cytoplasm; spliceosomal complex. Lineage: Eukaryota; Fungi; Ascomycota; Dothideomycetes; Pleosporales; Sporormiaceae. Gene Ontology annotation, biological process: RNA splicing; mitochondrion distribution.
CGAACCGCAUCGACAGAUACUUACCGGCCAUAAGACAUCAUGGAUUUUAAGAGUCUCCUCUCCGCUCAGAUAAACAAGGCGAAAGCCUCCGCAUCAGCCGACUCCGAGAAGAAAUAUGUCAAGCGCUCGGAACUAGAAGCACAGCGACAAGCCGCGUAUCUUGCUGAAAAGGAGGCAGCGGAGAAGGCGCGUCUAGAGCGCCUUGAAAAGAAGCGGAAAGCCGAAGAAGAGGAGGCUGAACGGGAAGCUCAGAGGAGGGAGAAGCGACGGCGUCUUGCAGAAGAGUCGAGGAAGCGGCGCGAAGAGGAGGAACUGGAGGAAGAGAGACAGCGUAGGAAGAGGUUGGGGCUUCCUGACUUACCGCCGAAGAGCGCAGAAGGUAGCCAGGAUGGUACCCCUGUGCCAGAAGAGGAGGAUAUCCCGGAAGCGGAGCUGGUCCAGAAGUUGAGGGCAUUGCAAGAGCCGGCGCAACUCUUUGGCGAAACACAUAAGCAAAAGUUGAAGCGAUAUAAGAGGCGCAUUGGCCAGGAUAAUCUCGCAGCGAUUACUACAGAUGGCCCGAUUCCCACUACACUGCAGCUUGUUCCGGAGAAGGAUAUGAAAGUCUCACUCAAGGUGCCGAAAGACAAGGAAGGCAGGGAAUUCUUAUUCCGACAGCUGGCCAGCUACUUCACGAUGGUGCUGAAGGAAUGGGAGGGUACAUUGGCUCGACGCUCCGGCGACAUCAAAAACAGCUAUCAGGGCAAACAAGCUUAUGCCGCAAUGGUCCAGGCACGCGAGAAUAUGCGACCACUCUUCAAGAAGAUGGAAAAGGGAGACCUGGAGUCCAGCAUACUCGAGCCUGUCGUUGAGAUCGUACAUGCGGCACAAGAACGCCGCUACGUAGAUGCCAAUGAUGGGUAUCUCCGUCUCAGUAUCGGGAAAGCAGCGUGGCCCAUCGGAGUUACUAUGGAGUCUUAUUUCACGUACCAUCCCGAAGAAGAAUCCCCAGUGAAUCAUGAUAUACUUUUUAGACCCGGCAUCGCACCUGAUGGGUCGGACACGUUCACGCCGAGGGCCGUGAUAUACGACUUGAAGGGUGCUUUUGGCACUAUGAGAAAGCUGAAUGCGUUGUAUGAGACGGAAGCUGAUGUGGCGCCGACUGAAUCCGACGUGUGGCCUUCAAAACCGAUAGUUCAGCGAACAGAGCCUAUCCCAGCUUCAUCAUAUCAGAGCGCGCUUGACGCUGGCCUAUCACCUCCUCGGCUUUCCACCUCUUCUGUUCGCUAUUGGUCUGAUUAUUCUCACAUAUACUACCAUCCAAAAUCUCUAAUCCAACUUUCCGAAUUUCAAGUGAAUGAUUCCUUGAUGCCAUUCGAAAACUGGGACGUCGGCAUGGACCUGUUUGAGAAGCUUGAAAGGGAAGUCGACCUCGUUGAUCGUGAUCUGAGGCCCUUUGUUGAAGAGUGCGACGGCAUUCAGGGCCUUCAGAUCAUCACGGGGGUGGAUGAUGCGUGGGGUGGAUUCGCUAGUGGGUGGUUAGAGAGGCUACGGGACGAAUACGGCAAAUUGAGUAUUUGGACCUGGGGAGUUGGGGACCAGGGCGGAAACACAGCCAUACCGAGAGAAAAGCGGUUGCAGCAAACAGUGAAUGCUGCACGGUCGCUCAAUGUUCUCGCGGAGCAGUCGUCUCUCUUCAUCCCCUUGUCAAAUCGCCCCAAGAAGAUGCCUUCCUAUCUCCAAAUGGAAGCGUCUCCAUGGCACAUCGGAGCCUUGCAUUGUGUCGCUCUGGAGACUUUGACCAUGCCUUCUCGUCUGCGCACUUCGCACCAAGGUCACGGUACCUUGGCUGACCUGGAACAAAUCGUUAACCUCACGGGGAAGAGACCGAUUGGGAAAAUCGAAAUGAGUAUAGCAGACCCUGAUGUGCUUACCAACAAAGCAUCUCCGGACGUAAUGGAAGUGGAAAAGGUUACCUCUAGAGUAGCGACUCCACGUGGCGAAGAGGUGGGGAAUGAGAACGGAUUGGACGAGUUCGAUAUCGACGUCUUCACGAAGGACUAUCGCACGGCCGGCGCUCCCAAGCGGAGAAGGGAUCAUAUCUUUGGCCGCGUGGGUAUCUCACGCGGAGACUGGAGCAAAUCCCCAAAUGACGAAUAUGGAGCACGCGAUAGAUUCAAUGAUGGCCCACUAGUAGAAAGGCAUGUUCACGAUUUGACCCACAGAUAUAACACCCCUCUCCUCUUCCCUCAACUUACGAGCUUUCCCUCCAUCUUCGAUGUUGGAAAGCCACGUGGAAGCAAAUUAGCCGUGAACACUGGCUUGACGACGAGCACGGCGGUUGCCGACCAGAUACGGACGCUCGAACAUAUUGCUCGACGCACUCUGCACCUCGAAGACCGGGAAACACUAUCCAACAGCCUCCAGAGCCUCGCGGAGGAGUAUGACGAAGGUUGGGAAAGUAGUGACAGCGACAUGGGCGAGUAAGCUGAGUCCUGGCUUCCAACGCCUGUUUGUUCUCAACCAAGUCCCCAACGCAGCCUGGAUCCAAUCUUUCCGCCAAAUGGAGGCAUUAAAUUACCCCGCACAGAACUACUGUUGCCAGUGUUGUGUCUUGUCGUGAUAAAUGUCUCACGCGUCGAUUGGACCUUGAAUAUACUGGUCGUAGUAGUUAAAGAAACUCUGCUUCUAACUGCUCGGAUCUACGCUUGGUAUAUGCCCGACUUCGUUUCACCACGACAAAUGUUUGUUUCGAGGAUGCCGCGAAGAGAAAGCGAAAAGGCGGCCAAUGACGGGAGCCUUUAUCAGCCAGAUUAGAACCACUGUGGAGGACUCGCAAAGUGCUACUAGAAAUCAAUUGACGGAUCUUGCGGAUUAAGCAUCUGCAUCCCUCCAGCUUCGUUGCUG